CUUGCCUCUGCCCUGAGGCGCGGUCGUGUGCUUUUUAUUUCCUGCCGAUGCGCAUACGCCCCCAUUGGGUCCUUCGCUUGGCUUUGGUGCUUCUUCGUUUCGCUUUCCUGUGCAUGCUUCAUCUGUUGGUGAUGUAUUUGGUGAUCAGAUCAGAUGCUGGUGGUUUAGUUUGCGACCGUUUCUCUUUGUUUUUCCCUCGUUUUUCGUACGUUUUGGGGUAGGUUUCGUGUGUUUUCUCUUGUCCUUUUUCUGGUGCAUUUUUUUAUAAUUAUUUUGCCUAAAAUAACUUUGGUGUUCUUAAGUGCUAAUAGUCUUUACUACCAGUGGUACUAUUACAAGGACGGCAUCAACAUUUUCGUUCCCCACUUUAUCCGUGCCAUGGCUGGACCUGGUGUUCUCAAUGAGCGUAUCCUUUCUUCCAUGUCCCAGAAACAUGUUGCUGCUCACCCAUGGCAUGAUUUGGAGAUAGGACCAGGGGCUCCUGAAGUGUUCAAUUGUGUGGUUGAGAUUCCUAGAGGCAGCAAGGUUAAGUAUGAGUUGGACAAGGCAUCUGGUCUGAUCAAGGUGGACCGUGUCCUUUAUUCCUCUGUUGUUUACCCACAUAACUAUGGUUUCAUUCCACGCACACUCUGUGAGGAUAGUGACCCCAUGGACGUCCUCAUACUGAUGCAGGAACAAGUUGUCCCUGGGUGUUUCCUGCGAGCUCGUGCUAUUGGGCUCAUGCCUAUGAUCGAUCAGGGCGAGAAAGAUGAUAAGAUUAUAGCAGUCUGUGCUGAUGACCCUGAAUUCCGUCACUACACGGACAUCACGGACCUCCCCCCGCAUCGCCUUCAAGAGAUCCGCCGCUUUUUUGAAGAUUAUAAGAAGAAUGAAAACAAAGAGGUUGCAGUGAAUGAGUUCCUCCCAGCAAAAGAUGCCAUCAACGCAAUCAAGUACUCGAUGGACCUGUAUGGCUCAUACAUCAUUGAAAGCCUGAGGAAGUGAUUUCCAGCUGCUUGAUUGUGGAUGCUACAUCAUUUUCUCAACAGCUCAUCGAGAGUACCGUAGUACGACAUAUGUUAACACGCACGAACUGGAAUCAUGACCAAGGGGGAUAUUACCUUUUGUUCACGUUGAAACAAUCGGCAGUGGCUUCUCUUUCCAUUAUAUGUCAUGUCAAAUCAAGGCACUUGGCCCUGAAAUCUUUGUGGUCAAGUCAAACCAGCACUUUGACAGAACGAUUGCUGGAUGCCUGGAUUACUGUUACAUAAAUGCCCAUUUGCUGUACUUCAUUUCUUAUUCUGAGAUGCAUCCUAUUUACCGUGA
Molecule: messenger RNA, 1305 nt
Organism: Sorghum bicolor (sorghum)
Lineage: Eukaryota; Viridiplantae; Streptophyta; Magnoliopsida; Poales; Poaceae
Product: soluble inorganic pyrophosphatase
Exons: 9
Coding region: 379-984 (201 amino acids)
Biological process (GO): phosphate-containing compound metabolic process
Cellular component (GO): cytoplasm
Molecular function (GO): magnesium ion binding; inorganic diphosphate phosphatase activity
Source: RefSeq, a predicted model, not a curated record